Messenger RNA from Durio zibethinus, 2281 nucleotides. The record is from RefSeq and is a predicted model, not a curated record. NCBI's taxonomy places the organism in Eukaryota, Viridiplantae, Streptophyta, Magnoliopsida, Malvales, Malvaceae.
GGCAAUUCGUGUAUCAUUGUCAUAUAUGUUUCAUUUCGUGUCAAACAUAUGUAAAAUAUGAAAAUUAUCGUAUCCAUGUCUGACAUGCCAAACUCAUAUAUGGUUUUUAUCGAAAUUUUAGACCGAGUUAUAUCGUUUAAGUGUCAUAUCAUUAUAUCUUGUCAAAAUUACUAAGUUUAGGUAACUGUUAACGGUAAUUGCUUGUUCACCAAUCAACAUGGUUGUUCUCCAAGAAUUUUUUUAGAAUGUUCAGGACCCAUCAUAAGUAGGCUUGAACAGAUACUGAAGUCAUUAGGUUGAUAAACUAUAUUAAUAUGUGUAAUUAGUAGGGUAGGGGGUUUAUUUUGCCUUAAUGGGGAUAUUAAUGUUUAAACUGAUAGGUAUGUACUGUUUCUAAUUGUUCUAAUUAAAUGCUUUAUUUUGUUUGUACUCGAAGUUGAUGAUAUGGCUGGAGUGGAGCAGAGGCAGAACAAGUCUGGAGGUGGUAAGUAUUUUUUUUGCUCAGGAGGGAAAAAGAAGGAAGUGAAGAAGGAGACUGGUUUGGGUCUCUCCUUUACCAAGGAUGAGAAUUUCGGGGAGUGGUACUCUGAGGCUGUUGUCAAUGGUGAAAUGAUUGAGUACUAUGACAUUUCUGGCUGUUAUAUUCUGAGGCCAUGGGCAAUUUCAAUUUGGGAGAUCAUGCAAACAUUCUUUGAUGCUGAAAUCAAGAAAAUGAAAAUCAAGAACUGCUAUUUCCCUCUCUUUGUAUCUCCAGGCGUUUUGCAAAAGGAGAAGGAUCAUAUUGAGGGUUUUGCUCCAGAGGUUGCUUGGGUGACCAAAUCUGGGGAGUCUGAGUUAGAGGUGCCAAUUGCAAUCCGCCCAACUAGUGAGACAGUUAUGUAUCCCUAUUAUUCUAAGUGGAUUAGAGGACACCGUGACUUGCCUUUGAAACUUAACCAGUGGUGCAAUGUCGUUCGAUGGGAAUUUAGCAAUCCCACACCAUUUAUCAGGAGUCGUGAAUUUCUAUGGCAGGAAGGGCAUACUGCCUUUGCAACAAAGGAAGAGGCAGACACAGAGGUUCUUCAAAUAUUGGAACUGUACCGAUGUAUAUAUGAAGAAUUCUUGGCUAUUCCUGUUACAAAAGGCAGGAAGAGUGAACUAGAGAAGUUUGCUGGUGGACUUUACACAACUAGUGUCGAGGCAUUUAUUCCAAACACUGGGCGUGGUAUUCAAGGUGCAACCUCCCAUUGUCUGGGCCAAAACUUUGCAAAAAUGUUUGAGAUAAACUUUGAAAAUGAAAAGGGAGAGAAGGGUAUGGUCUGGCAGAAUUCCUGGGCGUAUAGUACUCGAACGAUUGGGGUAAUGGUUAUGGUUCAUGGGGAUGACAAAGGUUUAGUGCUGCCUCCAAAAGUAGCAGCUUUGCAACUUAUUGUGAUUCCUGUGCCUUACAAAGAUGCAGAUACUCAAGGUAUUUUUGAUGCUUGUGUUGCCACUGUGGCAACCCUCUCAGAUGCUGGCAUUCGCGCUGAAGCUGAUCUUAGAGAUAACUACUCACCUGCUUGGAAGUAUUCGAACUGGGAAAUGAAAGGUGUUCCCCUAAGGAUUGAAAUAGGACCUAGAGACUUAGCAAAUAAUCAGGUACGUGCAGUUCGCCGUGACAAUGGAGCAAAAACUGAUAUCUCAAGAGUCUUUUUGGUUGAACAAGUAAAAGGAAUGUUGGAUAAGAUUCAACAGAACCUGUUUGACGUUGCAAAACAAAAACGAGAUGCCUGUGUUGAAGUUGUAAAAACUUGGGAAGAGUUUGUAACAGCUCUUGGGCAAAAGAAACUGAUCUUAGCUCCUUGGUGUGAUGAGGAGGAUGUGGAGAAAGACGUGAAAGCACGAACGAAGGGUGAUAUGGGAGCAGCUAAGUCUCUUUGUACCCCGUUUGAACAGCCUGAACUCCCAGAAGGUACUAAAUGCUUUGCCUCUGGGAAGCCUGCAAAGAAAUGGACCUAUUGGGGUAGAAGUUACUAAGAUUAUUCUCUUUUUAUGACCAUCUCCUUCACAUUGUCCCCUGUCUGAUGUCAGCUGUGCUGGUGUGUGGACCAUUCUUAACAGGAUAAUUUUCAAUUUGAAAUUGUUAUAUGAAACUGAUGAGAGUACUUGGUUUUAUUAUCAUAUAGUUAAGAGUUCACUACGAUGCAUGGCAAAAUAUUUACAUGAGUAAAUGUCACUCAUCUGUCAUUUCUUUUUGGUGAUUAAAACAUGCAGAAUGGCAAAAUAUUUACAAAACAUGCAGAAUGGCAAAAUAGUUACAACU